AUGGAGGCCCGGCGGCUGAUCAAUGCCUCCAUCCCAAAGUCAAUAAUCCCGUCUGGAAUUCGACAUUGUUCAACUUCGAUAUCUCAGAACAUUAUACCUCGUUCAUCUUUAUAUCGUUCAAAACUAAAUUGUCUCGACCCAGCAUCCUACCCCGUUUCAGUCAACUCUCUGUGGAAACGCACAUUCACUGGCAUACCAUCCGAUGCAGCCUCCACCGGACCCGCUAAGACUUCCAAACCAAAUACUGCACCACCCAGAUAUAAUCACAGCUCAACCUCGCAAGAUAAACUCAGCCAAGUCGACAGCAUCCUUCGUGCUAUCUCCGGAAGCGGCCAGAAGAGCGAAGCGAGACCAGAACGAACGCCAAUUGGGCAACACUCGCGCGGUGAAAGUCCCUGGGCACAAGAUAUUAGAUCCGCUUUGAAUAUGUACGAGAAAACAAACACGUUUCGGGGAGGCCUUUCCACUUCCAAAAUGUCUAGCGCGCAAUUUGAACUACGUCUCUCGCCAUCACUGGGGCGGACGGUGGCAGUGGAUCAUAUUCGCGGGCUUGAUGUUGCAAAAGCCUUUGUCAUGAUGGAGAGCCGGUGUGCUAUGAAUAACAUACGCAACCAAGAGAGAGAGCAGAGAUAUCAUGUUCGGAAAGGACUGAGAAAGAAGGAAAAGAGAUCGCAGCGGUGGAGGAAGUUGUUCAAGGCUGCUUUUCGCGCACAGGUUAUGAGAUGUCAAAAACUUGUGAAGCAAGGUUGGUGA
This is a messenger RNA of Ophidiomyces ophidiicola, 753 nucleotides long. RefSeq lists its product as uncharacterized. The transcript has a single exon. Lineage: Eukaryota; Fungi; Ascomycota; Eurotiomycetes; Onygenales; Onygenaceae. Gene Ontology annotation, biological process: mitochondrial translational initiation; translation. The record is from RefSeq and is a predicted model, not a curated record. Gene Ontology annotation, cellular component: mitochondrial small ribosomal subunit; ribosome. Bases 1 to 753 code for a protein of 250 amino acids. Gene Ontology annotation, molecular function: structural constituent of ribosome.